AUGGCUGUUUUAUCAUCAGGUACUUGUCUGAAAACGUUAGUUGGCCACAGUGGAGCAGUAACAGCAGUGCUGUUCAGCAGGGACGGGACCCUUGUCAUCUCAUGUAGCUAUGACAGCAAAUGCUGUGUAUGGGAUGUACUGUCUGGCUGUUGUUUGAAAUCCAUCUCAGUGAGCCAGCAGUCACAUUUACCCAUAUCACAUGCCACAAUGUCACCAAAUGGCAAAUAUCUGUUGAUGUCAACCCUUGAUAGCACACUUACAAUGUGGGAUUACAAAAUUGGACAAGGAAGGAUUAUCAAAACCUACCAAGGUAUCAUUCUAAGUUUUGACCCUGUGAUCAGCUUUCAUUAUUUGUUUUUAGAGUGACUAGCAUCCAAUUUCUCAUUACAGUGUCACCCCUGAAUCACACAUUAAGGUCACAAGAAUGAAGGAAAUGAUCACCAACUAAUGAAGCUCUUGAUUGUUAAACAAAUUCUCCCUGUUAGUGCCUUAGGAAAUGUAUGGAAAAAAGUAUGAAGAAUAUGCUAAUUACACUGAUAUUAGGUACAGGAUAAGUACUGUAGUAUUAAGGAUCAAACAUAAAGAGGUGAUCACAAAGAAUUCUGUAACCAACAAGAGACCAUAGUGUCCUGUUGUUUGCUUAUCUCACUCUUCUUUGUGACACUUUUUCCCCACAAUACCGCUAAUUGCAACCAAAGCUAACGUAAUGUUAAAUCUUUAAGUAGUUAUCAGGUUAAUGUUGCAAUUGCUUGAUAUCUACCCCACAGGUCAUUUUUCCUUCCUUGCCAAUGCAACACUACAGUUUCUUUUAAUUAGAUACCAAUAAUCUCAUUUAAGUUAAUUUUGGCAUUAUCUGAGGAGCUGUUUUGUCCCCAUCAAACAUGCUACCUGCAUAUGCUAUGAUAGCAGGUAAUUUAGUGUUAACAACUGGGUUGAGACAGAGUGAUCUGAUGCAUGUAUGAUACUUUAGUUAUUUAUAAUGUAUUCAUCUAUCAACAGGACAUCUAAACAAGGACUAUUGUGUAAUGAGCUGCCUUAGCACAGUGAAUGGCAAGUGGGUGUUAUCUGGAUCAGAAGACAAUCAGCUGUAUAUGUGGGAACUAAACUCUUGUCAAAUUGUGGGAAAGCUGAGUGGACACACAAAACCUGUAUUAAGCUGUGAUGCUCAUCCAUCAGAUCAAGUUAUUGUAUCAGGUUCACUUGAUAAGAGCAUCAAGUUAUGGAGGUGGUCUUCAGAUGAGCAAGGUGUACUGUGAUCUCCUCUGCUCUCUACAGUUGCUCUGCAGUUUCUCGGAGAAUGUUUGCAAAGGGCCUCCAAAGCAUUGAGAAAAACUGGCUGGAUCUUUUUCAACAGUCAGCAUUUCAAGACCAUGCUCUGUGGCACAGAUUCUAAAUGAAAUCAUUAGCCUAUGUACCUUACCUAAAAACUGGACAAAAUCAUUCCCAGUGUGCCCUGGAAGAGAGGAAUCUGGACCUUUUUCAUGGAAGAACGAUAAAGAACCUUGGAAUGAGUUUAGGUCACGAACUAGGCAAAAACUUUUCAAAAUUUUGUAUAGAUUUUCUGCAUCAACUAGCAAAUUUUCAGUUUUUAUUUAAAUGUUUGGAAAUAUCUCUUUUGGAACUUUGGUGUGCCUAAAGGUGACUUAAACCAAAAACUUGAUUUUGUAAUGCAAGUGCUGAUAAGUAUAUGUAAUCACAUGAGGCCAAGUACUAUUAAGGAUUAAUUGCAC
Messenger RNA from Pocillopora meandrina, 1730 nucleotides. Lineage: Eukaryota; Metazoa; Cnidaria; Anthozoa; Scleractinia; Pocilloporidae. The record is from the annotation of a GenBank genome assembly.